CUCUGCCGGACUAGCUACUCUUCGUGCCGCCUUCCAGGGCGGGGCGGGGGCUGCUCCUGCCUGCCUGCCUGCCUGCUCCGCCCUCGUGCCGGCUCCCGCCUCAGCGCCGACCGAGCACGGGGAGCGGAGCUGCACCUGCAGCGGCUCAGGAUGGCGCUUCACCGCAGCCAGAAGCUGAACCUGCUGCGACUUGCGGUCCUCCUGACAGUGGCACUGGCUGGCAUCAAGUUCUUCUUCCGGGACAGCUUUACGCUGGACCAGCACAGGGAAGUUAGCGGGGAAAGCCACUUCUGGGGCAAUGUGCAGGAUGCAAAACAGCCAGGCAACCCCCAGGCUCGAUCAUUGGGGCAUUCGGAUCGCCAGGCAGCGGCCGGAGCAUCUGGCCCGGACUUGAAGAAACUGCCCCACCGGGACUUCAGCUCCAUGCAGAUGCGGUUGGUCCAUCUGGACCUCAAAGGGGCAGCUCCUAAAGUAUCCUACCUGGAGCAGAUCUUCCCACUCUUCUCCAAGAUGGGGGCCAAUGGGGUCCUGAUUGAGUACGAAGACAUGUUUCCCUUCAAGGGAGAACUGGAGAUCCUCAGGUCUCCCUAUGCUUACAGUGAAGAAGACGUCUCGAAGAUCCAGGAGUUGGCAGGCCUCAAUAAACUGGAAAUAAUCCCGUUAGUACAGACUUUCGGGCACGUGGAGUUCAUCUUGAAGCAUGAGAAGUAUCGGCAUCUGCGUGAGGUGGAGCGUUUCCCCAACAGCUUCAACCCCCACCUGCCAGAGACGCUGGGUCUCCUAAAGGUCCUGCUCACCCAAGUCCUCAGCAAGCACCCUCAAUCCAGUUGGGUACACAUCGGGGCCGAUGAGGUCUUCCACUUGGGCGAAGGGUUGGAUUCCAAGAACUGGAUGAGUCGCAACGGAGGCGAUACGGGGAAGAUGUACCUGAACCACAUCCGGGAGGUGGUGCAAUUCAUCGCCAGCCAGCCGUGGGGGCUGCAGGUGCUGCUCUGGGACGACAUGCUGCGGAAGGUUGGCGUUGCAGCCAUCCAAGAUUCCGGCAUUGCCAAACACGCGGCUCCCGUGCUGUGGUUUUACGCUCCAGACUUUGACACGCAGCAAAUAGGAAGAUACAUUGAAAAGUACGCCGAGUGCGGCUUCCCAACCAUCUGGUUUGCGAGCGCCUUCAAAGGCACCACGGGCCCCGCCCAGGCCUGGACCCCCUUAAACACCCACCUGCAGAACCACCUGCGAUGGCUGAAGGUCAUCCAGUCCAUGGAGAAGACGCCCUCCAUCCGUUUCCAGGGCAUCGUGCUCACAGGCUGGCAAAGGUACGACCACUACUCUGCUUUGUGUGAGCUGCUGCCCGUUGGGAUCCCCUCGCUGGCCGUGUGCUUGCAGACCCUGGUGAACGGAGGCUUCACUGACACAGCCAAAAAGAAAGUCCUGGCCAUCCUAGGCUUCCAGAACCUCCACCCUGAAAAGAACACCUGCGAAGGAACCGGCACAUUUCCGGGUUCUGAUAUCUACCGCAUGGUCGAGCAAGUGGAUGGCCAGCUGAAGGACUCGGUCAGCAAAGUCUUGGAGGAUGAAAGCUCCAUCAAGGGAUGGUUCAGCCCAUAUCACCGCAAGCAUCAGUUCGGCAACCCACGAAAUAUGGAAAGUUUCGGCAGCAAAGUGCUCAAAGUCCAUGAAGACUGGGAGAGCAUCAUCCAGACUCUGCGCUCACACAUGGAGAGCAUCUACUUCCCUGACACCGUGGAGGAAUGGAUGGAGGAGAACAUCAAUCCCCACAUGGACCGCUUGCGCGAGUUUGUCCGCGACUUCAAAGAAGUCAUCCGCCUGAAUGCCCGGCCCAAGACCCUCUAGGGAAGGGCCCCCUCCCACGCACAAAAGGGGGGGCCCGUUCGUGGUUCAGUCCAACUUGUGUGUUUUUUUUUAAACUCGAAAGAACUUGAGGAUGGAGAGUGGUGGCGGUGGGGCUUCCUUCCAGGACAGGGUUUAGUGCCUCUUCUAGCACUGGGCCACCAAAAUCUGUUUCUAGCCAGUUUUGAUGGAUUCCCUCUCCCUCCCCCAGGUUGGCACCUCCCCCCUCCCCAUCGGCGAUCUGUGGGCCUGUUUGGAGAGGGAAUAGUAAUUCUGGUGGGGGGCUUGCCGGACAGAAGAGUUUUGGUCCUGGUUUCCAUUCCUUUCUAUUUCUUCUUUUUCAAUGUGGUUUAGCGCUCUCGGAACCGGCACUGUUAGCAGACUGGCCUCCCCCCCCCCAGUGCUGCUCCUUGGGGGGGAGAAAGUGCCACAGGGGUGUCGGGAAUGACUGUCACAUUCUGACAGAGACGGAGGUUGGGGGGCAUUGCUGAAUGACGUUGGAAAGGACAAAAGGGAAAGAGAACCUCCAUCUUUCCAGCACCUUCCUUCGAAAGUCCCUUCUCUUGUCUGAAAAAAGGGUAGAUUUAACUUUUUCCCCACGGAAACUUGAAAUCCAUUCUCGUCUUUCACCGGUCACGGCGUUCUUCGUUUUUGCUCAGCUGUAGUCAGGAUAGUGCAAUGGUGGCAUCCUGGAACGGAGGCCACAGACUGGGGGAGGAGAGAGACUUUGAACCUCCCUUCAGAGUCAGCAGACCAGGCCAAAGACGCCUUCCUUGGUGGUAGCCCAAGUUCUCCAGAACAAGAGAUCAAGGAAGCAGCCCUGGGGAAGGGGCAAAACAUCCGCUCCACAUCUUGCUGCCGCCCCCAUCCCCAUCCGGCAGCUCCCAGGGUCCCUAGGCAUUCCGAACUUUCGGAAUUCCGAAGCUGCCUUGCAGGCCUCUAAGCCAAAGUCUUCCUGAUGGUGAAAAAACCCGAGUUGUCGUUGUGGACUGUGAAUUUGUUUUCUCAGGGAGCGUGUCAAAGGACUUCCCAUUUGCCACCCAUCCCAGUGUCUUGG
This is a messenger RNA of Ahaetulla prasina, 2905 nucleotides long. Its product is annotated as hexosaminidase D-like. NCBI's taxonomy places the organism in Eukaryota, Metazoa, Chordata, Lepidosauria, Squamata, Colubridae. The transcript has 14 exons. Gene Ontology annotation, biological process: carbohydrate metabolic process. Gene Ontology annotation, molecular function: hexosaminidase activity. Bases 151 to 1851 code for a protein of 566 amino acids. The record is from RefSeq and is a predicted model, not a curated record.